AUGCAGCGCCUCCGCAGAUCGCUGCAGGGCAAGAAUCUCAGGAGAAUCGCCUAUACGUUCGGAGGAGGCUCGUCAGUCGUAGUUGGUUAUCGUCUGUGGCUCGCUCGAAACCCGGUCCUACUAGACAGCGGCCCAAGCGCUGCUGAAUGGAGUUCAGGAGUAGACGCCACGCAGCUUCCGCUAUCAGAGAGCUUCAGAACAGCUGCUGCAAUACAGUCUGGUGAGCAUCCUGAAAACAAGAAGCCGGCCGGAUCCACCCAGCCACCUCCGCCCCAGACCAAAAGCCACUCCACCUUUGGGGCAGAAGGAGAUGUCGAAGACGAGGAACGUUCAGCCUGGCAGACGGCAACGGAUCAGGUGUCACAAGUGUGCGCAUCCGUUUCCGCGUUCGACUAUACCACUAUCAAAUCGACACUUACCAGCUUCGUCUUGCCCUCUUGGAUAAGGACUCUUCCGGGCCUCUUGGAGAAAUUACAAAAUGAGCUAUCCAUGGCGCCAUGGUCACUUAGCUGGGAAAUUUGGGAAGAAGCUCAUGAUCCGGAAAUACAUCCAGAGAUCUUAUGGGAUGCCAAAGUCAGAGUGUCUAAUGAGCUCUGUGCAGAUGAGCAAAACUUCUUACGCAAACGCAAAUUAAACACAGCAAAGGCCUUGGCGCGUUACCUGGGCAUUUCGGAGCAAGAUGUCGACCCUGACGAUGUGCCCACGAUUGCUAUGUGUGGCUCCGGUGGUGGUCUGCGUGCCCUCGUAGCUGGCACUUCUUCCUAUCUGUCCGCGCACGAGGCUGGCCUCUUUGAUUGCGUCACAUACACAGCUGGAGUGAGUGGCAGUUGUUGGCUGCAAGCUCUCUACUAUUCUUCCAUCGGCAAGCUCAGCCACCAGCGGCUGAUCGACCAGCUCAAAGAUCGGAUUGGAAUUCACAUUGCCUACCCGCCGGCUGCAUUGGAUCUUCUCAACCAGGCUCCAACAAACAAGUUUCUCCUCAGCGGAUAUGUGGAAAAGCUCAAGGGCGUCCCCGACUCGUACUUUGGCAUCGUUGAUGUCUAUGGUCUGCUGCUUGCUGCACGACUGAUGAUUCCCAAGGGGGAACUGAGGAUCAGCGACUACGAUUUGAAGAUCUCUAAUCAGCGCUUCUACACUGAAGAUGGUGCUCAGCCUCUCCCAAUCUACACUGCUGUUCGGCACGAGAUUCCAAAUGCACCGGAUGACUUUCGCGGCGUGGCCAAAGAGGCCAGAUUCGCCACGAAGCAUUACGAUUGGUUCCAGUGGUUUGAGUGGACACCCUACGAGUUCUUCUGUGAAGAACUGAACGCCGGCAUCCCGACCUGGGCAGUGGGGCGCAAGUUCCGUGGUGGCGAUACUCUUUGGCGCGAUAAUGGCCUCGCCUUGCCCGAGCUCAGAGUACCGUUGAUGCUCGGAAUAUGGGGUAGCGCCUUCUGUGCCACGCUUUCUCACUACUAUAAAGAGAUCAGGCCCAUGAUAAAAGCUGCUGGAUUUGCUAUGCUCGACUCAGCCUUGGCGCUGAAAGAUCAGGAGCUGGUUAAAGUUCACCCCGUCGAUCCGGCUGUCAUCCCAAAUUUUGCGCUUGGAUUAAAAGACAAGCUCCCACCGACGGUGCCAGAGAGCAUCCACCAGUCGACACAUUUACAGCUAAUGGAUGCUGGUAUGUCUAAUAACCUACCAAUCUAUCCUCUGCUGAGACCCGGUCGCGACGUGGAUGUGAUCAUAGCCUUUGAUGCCUCGGCGGAUGUCAAGACCGACAACUGGAUCAAAGUCGUAGACGGGUAUGUACGACAGAGGGAUAUCAAAGGAUGGCCCAUGGGCGCUGGCUGGCCAUCAGCAGGCGAAUCGUCAGCGGAUAUCGCGCAAGACAUCGAAUUGGCCGAGGCGGCGUCCGUGGCUCAUUCUCCCAAUACCAUGGACUCAGUACAGAACACGCAAGGAAGCAGCAUGGAGGAUUUAGAACACUGCACCGUUUGGGUAGGCACAAGACAAGAGCGACACGAAUACAUGGACGAACCGCCUUCGCGCCGACUCAAGCCAGACGUGUCUGAUGAUUGGCAUCUCAUGAACCCGAACGCAGGCAUCGCUCUAAUCUACUUCCCGUUCUUGAAGAACGAUAAAGUCGCUGGUGUGGAUCCGAUGACAUCGGACUUCAUGUCGACAUGGAACUUCGUCUAUACACCAGACGAGAUUGAUUCGGUGGUCCGCCUUGCUCGAGCCAACUUCGAGGAGGGCAAGGAACAGACCAAAAAGACUAUUCGUGCUGUAUAUGAGAGGAAGAAAGCUGCUCGACUUCGCAAGGAGAAGGAGGAGAGAGAAUUCAGAAGGGCUAUGAAGGUCCGCCGAGGCCGCGCUGCCGCGAUGCGAAAUGGAGAUGUUGGUCAGGGCGACCAAUUCAGUGGCGGGAUUUGA
Lecanosticta acicola is the source of this 2412-nucleotide messenger RNA. The record is from the annotation of a GenBank genome assembly. Lineage: Eukaryota; Fungi; Ascomycota; Dothideomycetes; Mycosphaerellales; Mycosphaerellaceae.